CUCCUUUCUGCGCAAACACCAUGGCGGCCCGCUUGGAGUACAGUUGGUCCACCGAGUACAAGAACGACAAGCGGGUCCUGGGGAUGCGCGACGCAUGCAAGGCGAUCCUGCUUAUGCUCAACAAGGACGACGCCGAGCUGCCCGAUCCAUCGAUCCGCGGCUACGCCACAUCCACCAAGAAGGCCCGCGUGGCGGCGCCGCCCGCCAAGCCAAAGCCAGCAGUAGCAGCGCCCAAGGUCGCCGUCAAGGUCGAUCGCCGCCCGCGAAAGGCCCCGAGCGUGCCCGACGACGGGUCGUCGACCGCCGACAGCGACUACAUUGCCCGGGGCACGUUUACCAAUCCGAUGGACGACAUGAGCGAGUACGAGAGCGACGACUCAUUGCCACCGCCCCGGUUGGCGCCAAAGAUCUACGAGAAGGUCGAGGUCGACGAGGACGACAACGGCGACGACGACAGCGACGACGAGAACGCAGACAAGGCGUGCCAGAUCUGCAACCUCAAUGAAAACGACUCGCAAAGUCUCAUUUGCGACACGUGCGAAGAUGUGUUUCACACGUACUGCGUCGGGCUGGCCGACGUGCCCGAGAACGACUGGUUCUGCCCGACCUGUCUCGGCGCCGAGUACCACCGGCUCACGCAGCAAUUCGCGACCGAGCCGCUCUCAGUUCUCAACAGUUGGCUGGUCCACGCGUGCGGCUGCGACGCGCGCAACGACGUGUGCAAGUCGCCGUCGCUGGCGCGCAUCUGCGUCUUCUUCAAGCGGCUCGUGCGCUCGCUCGCGCGCACCGACGGCGUCUUGCGGACCAAGUUUGGCAUGCUCCUCACACACCACAUUGCCAGCUGCCCCGAGAAGCUCUACUGUCCCGUCCCGCUCUGCAACCAAAUGCGCCGGCGCAAGGCCAAAGUCCAGAUCCGCGCCGUCGAACUACAUUGAUAGGACGUUGAUACAUGCUUAAUAUAGGGUUUUUAUUCGGUUUGGCGAGGGCGACGGCGUCAGGCG
Molecule: messenger RNA, 1001 nt
Organism: Saprolegnia diclina VS20
Lineage: Eukaryota; Oomycota; Saprolegniomycetes; Saprolegniales; Saprolegniaceae
Exons: 5
Coding region: 21-935 (304 amino acids)
Source: RefSeq, a predicted model, not a curated record